This is a messenger RNA of Spirometra erinaceieuropaei, 321 nucleotides long. Lineage: Eukaryota; Metazoa; Platyhelminthes; Cestoda; Diphyllobothriidea; Diphyllobothriidae. The record is from the annotation of a GenBank genome assembly.
AUGGCGGAGAACACUAAGCUGAAGAAGGUGGAAGCGAGUACGCAGCCCUGUUUCACUCCGUUCGUCCCUGCGAAUGCUAGUCGAUUUGGAACUGACGUGCUAAAGGUUGACAUCGCUGCUCUCCGUGAAACUCGGUUUUCUGAACAAAGCCCACUGGAGGAUGUGGGUGCUGGCUACAACGUCUUCUGGAGCGGCAGUCCAAAAUCAGAACGACGCGACGCAGGCGUCGCCUUUGCCGUCUGGGACGACAUCGUUAAGCGGCUGUCCUGUCUGCCGCAGGGUAUCAACGAUUGCCUGAUGAGCCUCUGCCCGCCUCUCUAG